UUCUCACUCAUCUGUAAAAAAAAAAGAAACCAUUUGUCUGUCACAGCAAUAAAACCCCCUCGAAAUCUCCCAUAGUUUCCUCAACAGAAAAUUAUCUAAUCGCGUCUCUUCAUUCAUUUCCUCCUUCCUAGAGACAAAGAGGGAAGAACACAGAGGAAAGUGAUAGAUUAGAUUAGUACAUAGAAUCAAAACAAAUAAAAUCAACAAGUUAUUCCGACCGGGAUCAAUCGCAACCCUAGUUUUUCUUGCCGUGUCUUAACCUCGUCUGAGAAUCUGGUGUUGUUGAUUGUGGCGGGGACAACGAGUUGAAGAUUCAGAAUCAGAAUUAUGUUCGGUUCUACAAGCCCAGCUUUUGGGCAGUCAUCAACUAGCCCAUUUGGUUCACAGCAACAGUCGGUUUUCGGGCAAAACAACAAUACUGCUAGCAAUCCUUUUGCUCCUAAACCUUUUGGUAGUACAAAUCCGUUUGGUUCUCAGACAGGAGGCUCUAUCUUUGGCGGCAAUUCGACUGGUGUGUUCGGAGGAACUCAGGCUUCUUCGCCGUUGCCUUCUACUCCGACAUUUGGAAACACUGCAUCAGCCCCUAGCUUCGGAGGUUCAGUGCCUUCGUUCGGCUCUCCGACUCCAGCUUUUGGCAGCGGAUCUUCUCUAUUCGGGCAGAAGCCUGCUUUUGGCGGCUUUGGAUCUACUCCUCCUAGUCAGCCAAGUCCAUUUGGGGGUAGCACGUUCCAACAAACCCAAUCGGCAUUUGGAGGCAAUGCAUUUAGUUCAUCCGCUCCUUUUGGUGCACAAAGUCAACCUGCAUUUGGUACUAAUAGCAGCCCUGCUUUCGGAGCGACAAACACUCCUGCUUUCGGUGCUCCUACUACUCCGGCCUUCGGUGCUGCAACUACACCGGCCUUCGGGUCUCAACCAACUGCAGCCUUCGGUGCUGCAACUACACCAGCCUUUGGGUCUCAACCAACUUCAACAUUUGGAUCAGGAGGGGGAUUUGGCACUCCAGCAUUUGGUUCCACAAGCGCUCCAGCAUUUGGUUCCACAAGCACUCCAGCAUUUGGUUCCACGAGCACUCCAGCAUUUGGUUCUACAAGUGCUGCUUCCAUCACUCCUUUUGGGGCUCAACCUUUUAGUUUUGGAACAACCCCUGCAUUUGGCCAAACAAAUUCUGGAUUUGGUAGUACCCCUUUUGGUUCAACUCCGUCUGUCUUUGGAGCCCAAAGUUCUUCCUUCGGUACCCAGACUACAACACCCUCUACAUUUGGAUCUCCAGGUUCCUUUGGGCAGCCAGGUUUUAGUGGUGGUCAACAACAACGUGGUGGAAGCAGAGUAGUGGCUUACGCUCCUACAGUUGAGGCUGAUCAAUCUGGUGCACAGAGUUCUGGAAAACUUGAAUCCAUAUCAGCUAUGCCUGUUUAUAAAGAGAAAAGUCAUGAAGAACUGAGGUGGGAAGAUUACCAGUUGGGUGAUAAAGGUGGGCCGAAUCCUGCUGGUCAGCCAUCAUCCAUUGGAGGCUUUGGCACAACGACUACUCCACAACCGAAUCCUUUUGGGUCUACACCGACAAAUCCAUUUACAUCUACGACAGCUGCCAACCCAUUUGGUCAGAAAACAAGUAGCUUUCCUUCUACUCCUAGUUUCGGCACUUCAGGGUUUAAUACAUCAACACCAUCAAACCCUUUUGCAACAGGUUCAUCACCCUCAACAACAAGUGUAUUUGGGCAACCCAGUACUCCUUUUUUUGGAACUACUUCUAACAGUACUCCUUCAAAUACAACCUCGCUUUUCAAUCAAACACCCGGAUCAACCAACACAUUUGGUACAGGGCUGAGUAUUGGUACAACACCUGCAUUCCCACGGACAAAUAAUCUUUUUGGGACUUCUAGUUCAACCUUUGCACCAAGCACCACGUCUUCCUUUUCUCAGCCAACGAAUGCAUUUACUCCACCAAAUUCUGGCUUCGGGAACAAUAUGUUCAAUUCAACACCGUCUCAGCCUUCUUCUAGCACUUCAUUGUUUGGCCAAACAAAUCCAUCACAACAGAGUCAGCCAGCUUUUUCCUUUCCCAACUUUGGUCAACAACAACAACAACAGCCAGCAGGUGGUGGUUUUGGUGCGGCAACUGGUUUUGGAGCUACAUCAAGCAUUUUUAACAGUGCGUCAAAUGUUUUCGGCCAGAACGCCUUUGGUCAACAGCCUAUUGGCAACCAAAGUAAUACGGUGGCACCACAACCAGCUGCUGUUGCAACGAAUCCUUUUGGAACACUUCCUACAAUGCCUCAAAUAUCAAUUGGACAUACAGGAUCUGCACCAUCAAUUCAAUAUGGAAUAUCUAACAUGCCUGUCGUUGACAAACCCGCACCUGUCCGAGUUUCCUCCUUGUUGACUUCUAGACAUUUGUCUCAGAGGAGGAUUAGGUUACCUGCCAGGAGAUCCCAAGCUAAGAGCGACAGUGCAAGGGUGCCAUUUUUCAGUGAUGAUGAGGAAGCUCCUAGCACACCAAAAGCAGAUGCCCUUUUUAUUCCAAGGGAGAAUCCAAGAGCUCUUGUUAUACGUCCUCUUGAACAUUGGACCUCCAGAACCUCUGCAGAAAAAUCUAAGGAUACUAACAAUAUUCCUCUGCACGAGAACGGUAAACUCUCCGAAAAAGAUUCAGGUUCAAGUUUGAAUGGCUCUAUCAAUCAGGAAAAACAUAAGAGUAAUCCAUCAUUGGGGGAAAAUGGCCACGACAAGGAGCGGACUCAACCUGCUAAAUCCAGCCAAAAGGCAAAUGGGGUUGUUCACGAGGAUCAUUCCAAGAACACCCAAAAUGGGGACUCAUACAUCACACUGAAUGGUCACAGAGCUGGUGAGGCAGCCAUUGUAUAUGAACACGGGGCAGAUAUCGAGGCACUGAUGCCGAAACUCUGCCACUCUGACUACUACACAGAGCCUCGAAUUCAAGAACUAGCUGCCAAGGAGAGGGCAGAGCCAGGGUUCUGCCGCAGGGUGAAGGACUUCGUGGUGGGAAGGCAUGGGUUUGGUAGCAUCAAGUUUGCAGGAGAGACUGAUGUACGGAACCUUGACCUGGAAUCCCUCGUACAGUUCAACAACCGGGAGGUGAUAGUUUACCUGGAUGAGAGUAAGAAGCCCCCAGUAGGGCAAGGACUGAACAAGGCCGCAGUGGUGACACUCCUCAACAUCAAGUGCUUUGAUAAGAAAACUGGACAACAAUACACGGAGGGGGUGAAGGUUGAAAAGUACAAGGAGAUGCUGAUGAAGAAGGCUCGUGACCAGGGUGCUGAGUUUGUUUCUUAUGAUCCUAUCAAGGGAGAGUGGAAGUUCAGGGUGGAUCACUUCAGUCGGUACAUGCUUGAUGACACUGAUGAGGAAGUUGGUGUUGAAGUGGCGCUUUUAGCAUGUUGACAUCUAAAGGAUGUCUGGUUUUACCUUUACUAUCGUCCUUUUCGAUUGGUAUCAAGUGUCCCGUAGUGUUUUUUUUUUCCUGUAUAGGGGAGCAAAAAGAAGGGUGAAAUGUACGAGUCCCUCUAGGUUUGAUACUCUUCUCUGCUUGUAAUAGUAGUAGUAUUAGUUUGUUUUCAUUUUUUGUUUUUUAUUCUGAGUAAUGGAUAACAGGGUUAUCAUUUGAUCUUAAUGUCUGUGUCCACCAUCUGUGUGUUUAUUUGAAGAAAAUGGAGACCAUCUAGAAGGGUUCCAUUUCUUUUAA
Molecule: messenger RNA, 3703 nt
Organism: Papaver somniferum (opium poppy)
Lineage: Eukaryota; Viridiplantae; Streptophyta; Magnoliopsida; Ranunculales; Papaveraceae
Product: nuclear pore complex protein NUP98A-like
Exons: 13
Coding region: 328-3402 (1024 amino acids)
Biological process (GO): RNA export from nucleus; post-transcriptional tethering of RNA polymerase II gene DNA at nuclear periphery; protein import into nucleus
Cellular component (GO): nuclear pore; nuclear pore cytoplasmic filaments
Molecular function (GO): structural constituent of nuclear pore
Source: RefSeq, a predicted model, not a curated record